Mus musculus (house mouse) is the source of this 12762-nucleotide messenger RNA. RefSeq names its product neurobeachin (gene Nbea). Bases 514 to 6411 code for a protein of 1965 amino acids. Lineage: Eukaryota; Metazoa; Chordata; Mammalia; Rodentia; Muridae. The transcript is spliced from 35 exons. The record is from RefSeq and is a predicted model, not a curated record. Gene Ontology annotation, cellular component: cerebellar Golgi cell to granule cell synapse; endomembrane system; extrinsic component of postsynaptic membrane.
AGUGGCCGCUACCGCAGGCAGGGGGCGGCAACAUGGCGGAGUGAGCGGCGGCGUCGGGGCUUCACAACAACAGCGGCGCCGGUGGCAGCGGCCCGAGCUUUGGCCCCCGGCGGAGGGCGGAGGGCCGUGCGAGACGAGGCGGCAUCCUCGCGGGGGGCCGGGCCGGCGGUAGCGAGCCGGGGAGAUCGGUGCAGAGAGCGCCGAGGCGAUCUGCGAGGAGCUCCGUGAGGCGAGCGCUGAGGCGGACCGUGAGCUCGCUGGGGAGACAGCUGCGGCAAGCCCGGGAGGAGACCUCGGAAGCGACCCUUGAGGCUGUCCCCGGAGGCGGUCGGCGAGGCGCCGCGCACGGCUGCCGGGCCCGGCUGAGGCGCGGACGGGAGCGGGCCCGGCGCCGCGGCGCUGGUGGAUGCUGGGGCUGCGAGGCGCCGGCCGGGGGGCGGGGGCCGCGGCGGGGAUAACGGAACCGGCGGAGGCGGCGCGGCGGCGCUGCACAGCUCCUCAGCAGCGGGGCGGAUGGCGAGCGACAAGCCGGGCCCGGGGCUCGAGCCGCAGCCCGUCGCGCUCCUGGCCGUCGGGGCCGGCGGCGGUGCAGGCGGCGGAGGCGCCAUGGGGGAGCCUCGGGGGGCGGCCGGCUCCGGCCCGGUGGUGCUGCCGGCGGGCAUGAUCAACCCUUCGGUGCCGAUCCGCAACAUCCGUAUGAAAUUCGCCGUUCUGAUCGGACUCAUACAGGUCGGCGAGGUCAGCAACAGGGACAUCGUGGAGACCGUGCUCAACCUGCUGGUUGGUGGGGAAUUUGAUUUGGAGAUGAACUUUAUUAUCCAGGAUGCUGAGAGCAUAACAUGUAUGACAGAGCUUUUGGAGCACUGUGAUGUGACAUGCCAAGCAGAAAUAUGGAGCAUGUUUACAGCCAUCCUACGGAAGAGUGUUCGGAAUUUACAGACCAGCACAGAAGUGGGGCUAAUUGAGCAAGUGUUGCUGAAAAUGAGUGCAGUAGAUGACAUGAUAGCAGAUCUUCUAGUGGAUAUGCUGGGAGUUCUGGCAAGCUACAGCAUUACUGUCAAGGAGCUAAAGCUUUUAUUCAGCAUGCUUCGAGGAGAAAGUGGAAUCUGGCCAAGGCAUGCAGUAAAAUUAUUAUCAGUUCUUAAUCAGAUGCCACAAAGACAUGGUCCUGAUACAUUUUUCAAUUUUCCUGGGUGUAGUGCUGCGGCAAUUGCAUUGCCUCCCAUUGCAAAGUGGCCUUAUCAGAAUGGCUUCACUCUCAACACUUGGUUUCGAAUGGAUCCAUUAAAUAACAUUAAUGUUGAUAAGGAUAAACCUUAUCUGUAUUGUUUUCGUACUAGCAAAGGAGUGGGCUACUCUGCUCAUUUUGUUGGCAACUGUUUGAUAGUCACAUCUCUGAAGUCCAAAGGAAAAGGUUUCCAGCACUGUGUGAAGUAUGAUUUCCAGCCUCGCAAGUGGUACAUGAUCAGCAUCGUCCACAUCUACAAUCGAUGGAGGAACAGUGAGAUCCGUUGUUAUGUUAAUGGCCAGCUGGUAUCCUAUGGUGACAUGGCUUGGCAUGUUAACACAAAUGAUAGCUAUGACAAGUGCUUUCUUGGAUCUUCAGAAACUGCUGAUGCCAAUAGGGUGUUCUGUGGCCAGCUUGGGGCUGUGUAUGUGUUCAGUGAAGCUCUUAACCCAGCACAGAUAUUUGCAGUUCAUCAAUUAGGACCUGGUUAUAAGAGUACCUUCAAGUUUAAGUCUGAGAGUGAUAUUCAUUUGGCAGAACAUCACAAACAGGUUCUGUAUGAUGGGAAGCUUGCCAGUAGUAUUGCCUUUUCCUACAACGCCAAGGCCACCGAUGCUCAGCUUUGUCUGGAGUCCUCACCAAAAGAAAAUGCAUCCAUCUUUGUGCACUCCCCACAUGCACUGAUGCUCCAGGAUGUGAAAGCUAUAGUAACACAUUCAAUUCAUAGUGCAAUCCAUUCAAUUGGAGGGAUUCAAGUACUUUUCCCACUUUUUGCCCAGCUGGACAAUCGGCAGCUUAAUGACAGUCAAGUAGAAACAACUGUCUGUGCUACUCUUUUGGCAUUCCUGGUUGAACUACUUAAAAGUUCAGUAGCCAUGCAAGAACAGAUGCUGGGCGGAAAAGGCUUUUUAGUCAUUGGCUACUUACUUGAAAAGUCAUCAAGAGUUCAUAUAACUAGAGCUGUCUUGGAGCAGUUUUUAUCAUUUGCAAAAUACCUCGAUGGCUUAUCUCAUGGAGCCCCAUUGCUGAAGCAGCUUUGUGACCACAUUUUGUUCAAUCCCGCCAUCUGGAUACACACACCUGCAAAGGUUCAACUUUCCCUAUAUACUUACUUGUCUGCUGAGUUCAUUGGAACUGCUACCAUCUAUACCACCAUACGCAGAGUUGGGACAGUAUUGCAGCUCAUGCACACAUUAAAAUAUUACUACUGGGUUAUUAACCCUGCUGACAGCAGUGGCAUUGCACCUAAAGGACUAGAUGGUCCCCGGCCAUCACAAAAAGAAAUCAUAUCACUUCGGGCUUUUAUGCUGCUUUUUCUGAAACAGCUCAUAUUAAAGGAUCGAGGUGUGAAAGAAGAUGAACUUCAGAGUAUAUUAAAUUAUUUACUUACAAUGCAUGAGGAUGAAAAUAUUCAUGAUGUCUUACAGUUGUUAGUGGCUCUAAUGUCAGAACACCCAGCCUCAAUGAUACCAGCAUUUGAUCAAAGAAAUGGAAUAAGGGUGAUCUACAAAUUAUUGGCUUCUAAAAGUGAAAGUAUCUGGGUCCAAGCGCUGAAAGUUCUGGGAUAUUUUUUGAAGCAUUUAGGUCAUAAGCGAAAGGUUGAAAUUAUGCAUACCCAUAGUCUCUUCACUCUUCUUGGAGAAAGGCUGAUGCUGCAUACAAACACUGUGACUGUCACUACAUACAACACACUUUAUGAGAUCUUGACAGAGCAAGUCUGUACUCAAGUUGUGCAUAAACCACACCCGGAGCCAGACUCCACAGUCAAAAUCCAGAAUCCAAUGAUUCUUAAGGUGGUGGCAACUUUGUUAAAGAACUCAACACCAAGUGCAGAAUUGAUGGAAGUCCGUCGGCUGUUUUUAUCCGACAUGAUUAAGCUUUUCAGUAACAGCCGUGAAAAUAGAAGAUGCUUACUGCAAUGUUCAGUGUGGCAGGACUGGAUGUUUUCUCUUGGCUAUAUCAAUCCAAAAAGUUCUGAGGAACAGAAGAUUACUGAGAUGGUCUACAACAUUUUCCGGAUUCUUUUGUAUCAUGCAAUAAAAUAUGAAUGGGGAGGCUGGAGAGUCUGGGUGGACACACUCUCAAUAGCCCAUUCCAAGGUUACUUACGAAGCACACAAAGAGUACCUGGCCAAAAUGUAUGAGGAGUACCAGCGACAAGAGGAGGAGAACAUUAAGAAAGGAAAGAAAGGAAAUGUGAGCACCAUCUCUGGUCUCUCAUCACAGACAGCAGGAGCAAAAGGAGGAAUGGAAAUCCGGGAGAUAGAAGACCUUUCCCAAAGCCAGAGCCCAGAGAGUGAGACAGACUACCCAGUCAGCACAGAUACACGAGACUUGCUCAUGUCAACCAAAGUAUCAGAUGAUAUUCUUGGAAGUUCAGAUAGGCCUGGCAGUGGAGUGCACGUAGAAGUGCAUGAUCUUCUAGUUGACAUAAAAGCAGAGAAAGUGGAAGCCACAGAAGUAAAGCUUGAUGAUAUGGACUUGUCACCAGAGACAUUGGUGGGUGGAGAGAAUGGUGCCCUUGUGGAAGUGGAGUCCUUGUUGGAUAAUGUGUAUAGUGCUGCUGUAGAGAAACUCCAGAACAAUGUGCAUGGAAGUGUGGGUAUCAUUAAAAAAAACGAAGAGAAAGACAACGGCCCGUUGAUCACGCUAGCAGAUGAGAAGGAGGAGCUUCCAAACAGUAGCACACCCUUCCUCUUUGAUAAAAUACCCAGACAGGAAGAGAAAUUACUUCCAGAACUUUCUAGCAAUCACAUCAUCCCAAAUAUUCAGGAUACCCAAGUACAUCUUGGUGUCAGUGAUGAUCUUGGGUUGCUUGCUCACAUGACUGCGAGUGUAGAGUUAACGUGCACAUCAAGCAUAAUGGAAGAGAAAGACUUCAGAAUUCAUACGACGUCAGAUGGAGUGAGCAGUGUCUCUGAACGAGAGUUAGCAUCGUCAACUAAGGGGUUAGACUAUGCGGAAAUGACUGCCACAACUUUGGAAACAGAGUCUUCCAAUAGCAAAGCUGUACCAAAUGUUGAUGCAGGAAGUAUAAUUUCAGACACUGAGCGAUCUGAUGAUGGCAAAGAAUCGGGAAAGGAAAUCCGAAAAAUCCAGACCACUGCUACAACACAAGCUGUCCAGGGCCGGUCUUCCACCCAGCAAGACCGAGAUCUCAGAGUCGAUUUAGGAUUCCGAGGGAUGCCAAUGACUGAGGAACAGCGGCGCCAGUUCAGCCCUGGCCCCCGGACCACCAUGUUUCGGAUCCCUGAGUUUAAGUGGUCUCCGAUGCACCAGAGACUGCUCACUGAUCUGUUGUUUGCAUUAGAGACAGAUGUGCAUGUGUGGAGAAGCCAUUCUACAAAGUCUGUAAUGGAUUUUGUCAACAGCAAUGAAAACAUUAUAUUUGUACAUAACACAAUUCACCUCAUUUCCCAAAUGGUAGACAACAUCAUCAUUGCCUGUGGAGGAAUUUUACCUUUGCUCUCAGCAGCUACAUCGCCAACUGGUUCUAAGACUGAAUUGGAAAACAUUGAAGUGACACAAGGCAUGUCAGCAGAGACAGCAGUGACGUUUCUCAGCCGACUCAUGGCAAUGGUUGAUGUCCUUGUGUUUGCCAGCUCUCUAAAUUUUAGUGAGAUUGAAGCUGAAAAAAACAUGUCCUCUGGAGGGCUAAUGAGACAGUGCCUGCGGCUAGUUUGUUGUGUAGCUGUGAGAAACUGUUUAGAAUGCCGACAGAGACAGAGAGACAGGGGAAGCAAAUCUUCCCACGGAAGCAGCAAACCUCAGGAAGCUCCCCACAGUGUGACUGCCGCAUCCGCAUCCAAGACUCCUUUAGAAAACGUUCCAGGUAACCUUUCUCCCAUCAAGGAUCCCGAUAGGCUUCUUCAGGAUGUUGAUAUCAAUCGCCUUCGUGCUGUUGUCUUUCGAGAUGUGGAUGAUAGCAAGCAGGCACAAUUCUUAGCCCUGGCUGUUGUUUACUUUAUUUCUGUUCUGAUGGUAUCGAAGUAUCGGGACAUAUUAGAACCCCAGAGAGAGACUGCAAGAACUGGAAGCCAACCAGGUAGAAAUAUCAGACAAGAAAUAAAUUCACCAACUAGUACAGUUGUGGUCAUACCAUCUAUCCCUCAUCCAAGUUUGAACCAUGGACUCCUUGCCAAGCUGAUGCCUGAGCAGAGUUUUGCCCACUCAUUUUAUAAAGAAACACCUGCUACAUUUCCAGACACUGUAAAGGAGAAGGAAACACCAACCCCUGGUGAAGAUAUUCAGCUAGAAAGUUCAGUUCCUCACACAGAUUCCGGAAUGGGAGAGGAGCAAGUAGCUAGCAUCCUGGAUGGGGCAGAGCUGGAGCCUGCUGCAGGUCCUGAUGCAAUGAGUGAACUUUUAUCCACUUUGUCAUCAGAAGUAAAGAAAUCACAGGAGAGCUUAACUGAACAUCCCAGUGAAAUGCUGAAGCCUGCACCGUCCAUAUCUAGCAUUAGUCAAACCAAAGGUAUUAAUGUGAAGGAGAUACUAAAAAGUCUUGUGGCUGCCCCAGUUGAGAUUGCUGAGUGUGGCCCUGAGCCUAUUCCAUACCCAGAUCCGGCACUGAAGAGAGAAGCACACGCUAUUCUUCCUAUGCAGUUCCAUUCCUUUGACAGGAGUGUGGUGGUACCUGUAAAGAAGCCGCCUCCAGGUAGUCUAGCUGUCACCACGGUGGGAGCCACUGCUGCAGGAAGUGGGCUGCCAACAGGCAGCACCUCAAGUAUAUUUGCUGCCCCUGGAGCUACACCAAAAAGUAUGAUUAACACGACAGGUGCUGUGGAUUCAGGGUCCUCCUCCUCUUCCUCCUCUUCUAGUUUUGUUAAUGGUGCUACCAGCAAAAAUCUUCCAGCUGUACAAACCGUAGCCCCAAUGCCAGAAGAUUCAGCUGAGAACAUGAGCAUCACUGCAAAACUUGAAAGAGCUUUAGAAAAAGUUGCUCCUCUUCUUCGUGAAAUUUUUGUAGACUUUGCCCCAUUCCUAUCUCGUACACUUCUGGGCAGUCAUGGACAAGAGCUAUUGAUAGAAGCCCACCACCCACCAGAAAUAGUGGAAAAGAAAGCAAAUGGAAAAAUACACCUAUUUAGAAAGUGUUCUAAAACCAGAGACACUGAAACUUAUAAAGGAGAAAGUAGGGAAAAGCCUCGAAGAUAUGGGUACAGGGGAAAAAUUUCUGAAUAGAACAGCAAUGGCUUGUGCUGUAAGAUCGAGAAUCAAUAAAUGGGACCUCAUAAAAUUGCAAAGCUUCUGCAAGGCAAAAGACAACGUCAAUAAGACAAAAAGACCACCAACAGAUUGGGAAAGGAUCUUUACCUAUCCCAAAUCGGAUAGGGGACUAAUAUCCAAUAUAUAUAAAGAACUCCAUAAAAUCAAAUAACCCCAUUAAAAAAUGGGGCUCAGAACUGAACAAAGAAUUCUCACCUGAGGAAUACUGAAUGGCAGAGAAGCACCUGAAAAAAUGUUCAACAUCCUUAAUCAUCAGGGAAAUGCAAAUCAAAACAACCCUGAGAUUCCACCUCACACCAGUCAGAAUGGCUAAGAUGAAAAAUUCAGGUGACAGCAGAUGCUGGCGAGGAUGUGGAGAAAGAGGAACACUCCUCCAUUGUUGGUGGGAUUGCAAGCUUGUACAACCACUCUGGAAAUCAGUCUGGCGGUUCCUCAGAAAAUUGGACAUAGUACUACCGGAGGAUCCAGCAAUACCUCUCCUGGGCAUAUAUCCAGAAGAAGUUCCAACUGGUAAUAAGAAUUCAUGCUCCACUAUGUUCAUAGCAGCCUUGUUUAUAAUAGCCAGAAGCUGGAAAGAACCCAGAUGCCCCUCAACAGAGGAAUGGAUACAGAAAAUGUGGUACAUUUACACAAUGGAGUACUACUCAGCUAUUAAAAAGAAUGAAUUUAUGAAAUUCCUAGCCAAAUGGAUGGACCUGGAGGGCAUCAUCCUGAGUGAGGUAACCCAAUCACAAAGGAACUUUCACAAUAUGUACUCACUGAUAAGUGGAUAUUAGCCCAGAAACUUAGGAUACCCAAGAUAUAAGAUACAAUUUGCUAAACACAUUAAACUCAAGAGAACGAAGACCAAAGUGUGGACACUUUGCCCCUUCUUAGAAUAGGAAACAAAACACCCAUGGAAGGAGUUACAGAGACGAAAUUUGGAAGUGUGACGAAAAGAUGGACCAUCUAGUGAUUGCCAUAUCCAGAGAUCCAUCCCAUGAUCAGCUUCCAAAUGCUGACACCAUUGCAUACACUAGCAAGAUUUUGCUGAAAGGACCCAGAUAUAGCUGUCUCUUGUGAGACUAUGCCAGGGCCUAGCAAACACAAUAGUGGAUGCUCAGUCAGCUAUUGAAUGGAUCACAGGGCCCCCAAUGGAGGAGCUAGAGAAAGCACCCAAGGAACUAAAGGGAAAUGCAACCCUAUAGGUGGAACAACAGUAUGAACUAAGCAGUACCCCGGAGCUCUUGUCUCUAGCUGCAAAUGUAUCAAAAGAUGGCCGAAUAGGCCAUCACUUGAAAGAGAGGCCCAUUGGACUUGCAAACUUUAUAUGCCCCAGUACAGGGGAAUGCCAGGUUGGGUAGGGGAGUGGGGGGGGGUAGGUAUGGGGGACUUUUGGUAUAGCAUUGGAAAUGUAAAUGAGCUAAAUACCUAAUAAAAAAUGGAAAAAAAAAAAGAAAGUGCUCUUUGGAGUAAAUCCUAUCUGCAUUGUCAAGAAAUCAGUAAUUUAGUUCACAGGAGUCAGCAGCAGCAGCAGUUUCAUCCAUUCUCAAACAUUUUAUGAAUACACCAGUAGUCCAGUUCAGGGAAGUUGGGUUAGCAGCAACAGUGGUGAUGCAAUCUAGCAGAAAUAGCCAGGCCUCAGCCUUGGCAUAAGUCAGCAGGAGGUAUCAGGGCCAACAGGAAGGCAAGGAAAAGUUUUUGGCUAAGCCUCUCAGUGAAAUGAAGAUCAGCAAAGAUGUGAGACCAACAAAAGCAUUGCAUAGCUGAUUCUAUAAGCAAGCCACACUCGGCCUCUGUCAUUGUCCUUUGAGUCCUUUUUAUAAUCCCUCCAAACAUCAUGUGUUUUUUAUUGAUGGGUUUUGCCUCAGCAUGAGAGUCUGUCUCAGCUGACAUCACUCUGCCAAUCAGCCCAAGUCCAUGGAAGCAGCAAGAAACUCCUGCACACUACCAGAAGUUUUUGGUGCAUUUCUUUCUACAGAGUCCUGACAAAUAUAGCUCAGCUACACAAUUUAAAGAGGAGCAUUAUGUGUGUGUUGUUAGUGAAGAAUCUUUAAUCACGUGCUUACUUUAGCCGAACAUCCUUUCUCUUGUGUCUGCUUCAAUGAGCCUUUCACUUGUGUCCACUUUAAGAAAACACUCCUUCAUGUGUUUGCCCCAGCAAAACAAUAUCUAAUACAACUGACUCUCCAGAGAACCCUUAAGUUGCCACUUCACUCAUCAUGCUCCUGACAACCAGGGCAUCAAUUAAGGACAUUACAGAGGAUAUUUUAAAUUUGCUUGAGAGGACAGGAAAUAGAGAUUGCAAUGUUUGAAAACUUACUGGGCACUGAAAAGAGCAGGUUUAAAAGAAAUUUGUAGAACUAAGUAACUACAUUCAAAAGGUGGGGUAGCUCAGGCAACCUGCUAAACCAUGAUGAAACAAAAUUUUAAAAAGCUCGUCUGAUAAAAUAAAAAUUUUAUCAUUAAAAGUAAAUGAAAUACAAAUUUUAAAAACGGUAGAAAAUAUGGACAAAGGUGUUAAUCUUGUAAGGGGCAGAACAUUCAGAAGAAUGAAAAAUGUAAGCAUGUAAAAUCCCUUUGUGAAGUAAUGGGGCAUUUUAUUUUAUAUAGCUGUAAAAAAAAAAAAAAAAAAAAAAAAAAACCUUAUUAAGAAGAAAUGCUUGGCUUAAGACCGAGAGGCAUGGAGAACUGAUGGCCCAGAGACCAGUAAUACAUACACGGAUGUAGAUCUGAGAUUGAAGUAGCCAUCUUGUAGCUGACUAACUACAAGUAGGGCUUCACUGUGCCCAGCAGGCAUAGUCGGAAAAGUUGCAGACUCAGCCUGCAACAGCUAUGAGACUCCAUUUCAGAAAGAUUUUAGUUGGGCUUGCUGAUGAGUUUGCAUAUAGCAAACUCAGCAGAGACAUGGAGACCACACACUGACUCAGCUUCAGCAACCUUCUGCCAGACUCAAGGAUUCGGAUUCUGUAUCCAUGGAGGGAGAUGUGGAUCCAGCUGAGAAUCUACAUGGGAACUUGAACUCUCAUUGCAAGCAGAAGCCUGAAGGACUUUCUAGAGGAUCUGGCACUCCACCUGUGAAGCAAGUCUCCUGACCAGUCCACAUCUGUAACCAGAUUUCCAAAAGAAAGGCUCAGAGUCAGGACAUACAUAUGAAAGCCAUAUGACAAUCAGGUUAUAAUUUUUUGUGUACCUCUCUGUCUCUUUUCUUUGUCUCCUUUUCCCAUUAUUUUUUCAUUUUCCUCUCCCAAAGGACAUAGUAGGCUGCUCAGAUUUGUGAUUACAGAUGUCUGUACCUCCAGUCUCCCAUAAACUGAGAACAGCAUGCCUCAUGUGAGUUAUGCAUGUAUGUGGUUUAUAUUUUUCUCCCUUUCCAGUCAAUCUUCUCUGAAGACUGCAUCACCCUAAUGUACUUUGUUCCUACCACUCACACUUCUCUAUGUUUCCAUCUCCCCAAUUUCCAUGUUGUCAACCCAGUACUAGCCACUAGUCUUACCGUAAGUGUUCUUUUCCUUUCCACUCAUAUUCAAAAUAAUAUAUUAGUAUACACACUCUUAUCAGUUAGCCUUCCCUUGAUAAAAUCAUUGGCAUGUAUAAUGUGAUUAAAUUGUAGUUGACUGUUCUUUUAUUGAGCCACUACCCUUUGAAAGUGAUUGCUUUUGCAAAUAAUAUCAUAAUCAUUUGGGAGAGCUGGUGAUCAAGCCUCAUCACAUAACCAGCAGUGAGUGUAUCAGAGAAAACAGUACUAGAACCUUGUAAGAACCAGCCUUCUUGGAAAGGGCAAAUAUGCCUUCCAAAGGAAGAAUGAUUUAAUAUACCUAAAUUAAAUAUAAAUACAAUCAGGUUCCUCACUUCAGAAAAUCAAGCCACAGCACAAAACAAUUCCUGAAAACCAAUAUUGACUUCAUAGAAUGAAGCCCCCAGUGAGACUGAAUUACAUGACAUCCCAGAAAAAUAAUUCAAGAAGAAUAACCAAAACUAUUCAAAUGACUUAAGAUAAUUUUUGAAGUAAUCUAAACACACACAAGAUGCUGAAUAAAAUAAAAAGUUAGUGCAAUAUACGAAGUAACUCUUAGUGACUUCUUCAGUAAAGACAGUUCUGUGGAAACCUAUACUAAUAGACUAGAUCAAGGAAAGGACACAUCAUCUGGCUUUGAAGACAAAGUGGAGGCGUUGGAACAUUUCAACAAAGACAAAUGAUUAAUUAAUAGAGCAAGUUUAACAAUACUCAAGAUAUAAAAGACACAAUGUAAAGAAAGACCAAAUUUAAGAAUCAUGAAAGAAUUUCUCAAGGCAUAGAAUAUAUUUUUCUCCAAAAUUAUAGUAAAAAAAAAAUCCCACAAUUAGAGAAAGAAAUGCAAAUCCAAAUGUAGAAAGCAUUUAGGACAUUAGACAGCACCCCAUCAUGUCAUAAUAUAAAUCCUAAAUACACAGAACAAAGGAAGUAUAUUGAAAAUAGCAAAGGAGAAGCACCAUAUAUAAAAGCAGAUUUCUCAAGAAAUUUAAAAGCCAUGAAGGCUUGGGGUAAUGUAUCAAGUUCUGAAAGAAAAAAAUCUGGCAGGCCAGGCUCUUGUGCUGGCAAAGCUACCCAUCACAACUAAAAGAAAAAGAAAAACUCUGUUCCUUAACAAACAAGCUAAGAAGUCAUUGCUACUAAGUCAUCUCUAUGAAAUAUACUGGUAGAAAGCCUCAGACUGAUGAGAAAUACAAAUAUUUCCAUGAGAUUAAAGGGAGAAUGAACUGCUGUAAUAAUAGCUAAGCAAGAAAUAGGAUAAAUUCAAACUAUAAAGUCAAGAAAAUGGCAGGAAUUAUUACCCAUCAGUGAUAACGGCGAGUGUUAAUGGUCUCAAUUCCUCAAAUCAAAAGAUAUAAACUAAGUAUAAUUGAAAAUUAGGGGCACAUCUUUCAGUUGCUUUCAGGAAACACAUCUUCCCAUAAGAAAUAAUCCCUCAGAGGUGAAAAAAUAGAAAAGGUAUCAAAUAAAAUGUACCUAUGGGACAAGUGUCUCUCACUCCUGUAUAUCUGAUAAAACAGCUUCAAAGUAAAACUGGCCAGAAGAGAAUUUUUUAAAGGUUAUUCCAUAAUGAUUAAGAAAACAAUCCAUGAAGAGGCUAUUAUAAUUAUAAAUAUAUGCACACCAGGCAUGUGGAGCCAAUUUUAUAAAACAACUAUCACUAGUAGUAAAGAUACAGAUGAACCCUAACACAAUCCUGGUGGGUAAAUUUCAGACACCUGAAAAGUAUUUAUCCAAACACCACAGAAUACACAUUUAUCUCGGCAAUUCAAAGAACUUUCUGCAAGAUAGAUUGUAUUUAAGGCACAAAGUAAAGCUUAGCAAAAAGGAAAGUUAAAUUUCUUCUAUCUGACCAUAAUAGAAUGCAGUAAACAAUAUCAAAAGAAGCUAUAGAACUGCAUAAACUCAUGGAGUGUAAAUGCUGCUUGCAUAUCCUCAGAGGAGGUGAUAGAUGAGAGAAGUACCCAAAUUGUGCAAAUACAUGGCUUGGGCUGAGCCAAGAGUUUCUUUCUCUGUUCUAACUAUCCGUAGGCCUAGACCUGGAAGCUUCUAGGCUCCAUACAAUCUUCAAAGCUGACUGACUCAAUCUGGCUUCUCUCAGCUUCUGCCUGACCCCAUACUAUAUGUUCUAAUCUUCUGGCUCGUUCUCAUUCUCUGGCUCAUUCUGCCUUCACCUGUGUCUAGCUUGUUCUCUCUGUAACCUGUCUCUGUAAAACUGUCAUGCUAAAACAUGCAUGUGUACACACACACACACACACACUCCAACACACCACACACUUUUAACAAAUACUCUCUCCAUGCUUUCAUGUAGCUCUUCCUGUGCUGUCCUCCUGUGAGUUGAGGGCAUCUAUUCUCUGACUCAUUCUGUCAGAUCUUCCUGAGUAGUCACGUCAUCUGCCCAUCCAAUAGACAUCACUUUCAAGUACGGCUGUUUCCUUCUCCAAACUAACCUUACGUUAAUUAUUAGGGAUUAAAAGUGUGUACUAAGGGUGUGUCUGUGUUCUAGACAGAUCAUACUGUAAUCCAGGGUAUGCCUGUAUUCUGAUCACAUCAUACCUUUGGAUGGGGUCCCUUGUCAAAGCAGCCAUGUUACUGGAUUAAAAUUCCUUGUCAAUGGAGUUUAAACAAUAUGUUAUUAUUUGGUGAGUUGGUCACUGAACAAAUUUGUAUGAAAAAAAAUGAAAUUAAAGGAAAACAUAACAUACCAAGUCCAGUAAGAUACAGUGAAAACAGUUACAAGAUAGAAGCAUAUUGCACUAAGUGCCUACAUUGAGAUCUUAAGUAAACAACAUGAUAAUACACUUUAAUAUCUU